AUGGGCGGAUGUGUAGGCCGAGUAGUGCCACCCGCCCAAUUUUUCUUUGAGCGAAACCGCACAGUCGCCAGUAUUUGCAAUUCGAAGGAUCAUCCGCAGCCCGUUUCGGACUCAGAGGACUCUUGCUUACAACCGAGACAGGGACAAGUGACAAACAAUGUCGGCGUGUCCAGAAAUGGAUUGCCGGAGGCACGUGUCACGCUAGCCCCUUUCCGCCGGAGUAUCUCGGCUACCCCAGCCUUGGCCUUCGUUGCAAGUAUGUCUGAACUCUUCGGCAAGUAA
Molecule: messenger RNA, 282 nt
Organism: Penicillium coprophilum
Lineage: Eukaryota; Fungi; Ascomycota; Eurotiomycetes; Eurotiales; Aspergillaceae
Exons: 1
Coding region: 1-282 (93 amino acids)
Source: RefSeq, a predicted model, not a curated record